AUGAAAAAUACCAAAACCGUUCUUCUACAUCUUCAUUUUUGCACAUUUUUAUUAGAUAUUAUUGUGGAUUUUUUGGUGACUCCUUAUAUUUAUCUACCAACUUCUGCUGUUACACUAUGUGGAAUUCUUUAUGAAUAUUUGAAUCUGCCAUUCAAACCGCUUUGUUAUUUUGGCCAGCUAUCUCUGUACUGUAAGUUAUAUAUUCAGAUGAUAAAAUUUUCAAAAACUCCAGAUAAUUUUUGCAGUAAUGGCAAUGUCAAUGGUUCGAUUAUUCCAAACACGUCAUAGUAUAAUUGCAACUAUCAAAUAUAAAAUGAAUAAAAAACUAACUUUACUGAUUUACUAUACUUAUAUGUAUUUAUUUGGAAUAAUCACUAUGAUGCUAUAUUUUUUUGAUGAAACACCAACAAAAACUGCAAAACAAUAUUUUCUUCAAAUUUAUCCAUGUCCGCCAAUUGAAUAUUUCGAUGACCGAACUUUAGUUAUAACAACCGAUAUAUUUGCGGCUGUUUUUUGUAUGUCAGUUGCAACGUUUCAUGUCGUGGCACAUGGAUCAUAUUUUGCAAUCGUUGGAGCUUAUCAUCUUUUGAAAGUUCCAUCAAGAAAUCUGUCACAAAGAACAAAAAAGCUUCAACUAACAUUUCUGUAUAAUGUAUCAAUUCAAGUUGCAAUUCCAUUUACUGCAAUCUUUAUACCGAUAUCGAUUUUUGGAAUGAUGUUAUUUUUAUCAACAUACAGCCAAAUUAUGAACAAUGUGAUUAUGCUAACAAUAUCUUUUCAUGGUUUAUUAUCCAAUAUUUCACUUAUAUUUUUACACAAACCAUAUCGAGAUUUCACAUUUGGUUUAGUGCUCAGAAAAAAGUCAAAGAUUGAGAAGAAUUUAUCAUCUGUCAGCACUAUUGUUAUUGUUGAAAAUCAGGCAUCAAGAAUUUCAUUUCGAUGA
This is a messenger RNA of Caenorhabditis angaria, 943 nucleotides long. The record is from the annotation of a GenBank genome assembly. NCBI's taxonomy places the organism in Eukaryota, Metazoa, Nematoda, Chromadorea, Rhabditida, Rhabditidae.